Molecule: messenger RNA, 591 nt
Organism: Castor canadensis (American beaver)
Lineage: Eukaryota; Metazoa; Chordata; Mammalia; Rodentia; Castoridae
Source: RefSeq, a predicted model, not a curated record
AUGCUGCGGAAGCUGCUUCAGCAGUGGAGCGUCGCGGUGUUCCUGCUGAGCUACUCGGUGCCCUCCUGCGGGCGCUCGGUGGAGGGGCUCGGCCGCCGGCUCAAAAGGGCUGUGUCAGAGCACCAGCUCCUCCAUGACAAGGGCAAGUCCAUCCAGGACCUGCGCCGCCGGUUCUUCCUGCACCACCUGAUCGCAGAAAUCCACACGGCCGAAAUCAGAGCUACCUCCGAGGUUUCCCCCAACUCCAAGCCUGCUCCCAACACCAAGAACCACCCGGUGCGGUUCGGCUCUGAGGAUGAGGGCAGAUACCUAACUCAGGAAACCAACAAGGUGGAGCAGUACAAAGAGCAGCCCCUCAAGCCGCCCGGCAAGAAGAAGAAAGGCAAGCCUGGCAAGCGCAAGGAGCAGGAAAAGAAGAAACGGCGGACCCGGUCGGCCUGGCCUGGUUCGGGGACGGCCGAGAGCGGACUGGACGAGGACGGCGACUUCCACCUUUCCACCUCCCCGCUGGGUUCUACUUUUCAGUACAACACUAUUGUGAGGUUUGAAAGUAAAAGAAAAACAUCACAAGAGCACAUCAGAUGUAACUAA